This is a messenger RNA of Cottoperca gobio, 5895 nucleotides long. RefSeq names its product ADAM metallopeptidase domain 22 (gene adam22). Gene Ontology annotation, cellular component: postsynaptic density membrane. NCBI's taxonomy places the organism in Eukaryota, Metazoa, Chordata, Actinopteri, Perciformes, Bovichtidae. Gene Ontology annotation, molecular function: metalloendopeptidase activity. Gene Ontology annotation, biological process: proteolysis. The record is from RefSeq and is a predicted model, not a curated record.
CGCUGCUGAUUCGCGGGGUGUCGGUGCGCUCAGACGCGCUCGGCGUUCAGACUUGUAAGGAGCCCAAUGGCACCCAACCAGAAGGACUGCGCUAACCAGACGACCAGCCCCAGCUUCAAGCUCCCCUAGCGAAGGCAGGACUCAGAGAGCCUGCUCCUGGAAUACCGCAUUGUUUUAUAAUUUCUAACAAGAGAGAGAAAGGUGAUGGUGCUGAUGAUGCGCCCGCGAUGGUGGAUUUCCCUUUUGUGCGUCUGUGGAUUGAUGCACGUCGGUCACCAGAGCAGCCCUAUUGCCCAAAAUGGAGACGCCUUGUCGAGUUUAAAGGCUCUUCGUGAUGAAGGCAGGUUUAUCGGGAAGGAGGACACGGUGCCUCUCCGCCUGCUCUACAGCAGUCACAACCACAGCCAGAUCACAGAGGAUGAGCUCAGCACCAGGGUUAAAGCCAGCUCCGGCUCCACACAGGUAAACCAUGUGGCCCAAGCAAGCUUUCAAGUCGACGCUUUUGGCAGAAAAUUCAUCUUGGACGUGGAACUGAACCACGAUCUGCUGUCUUCAGGCUAUGUGGAGAGGCAUUUGUCAGAAAAAGGGAAGACUGUCGUCACCAAUGGAGGAGAGCACUGCUACUAUCAGGGGAAGGUCAGAGACAUCCCCCUCUCCUUUGUGGCUGUCUCCACCUGUCACGGAUUGCAUGGGAUGUUUUUUGAUGGCAAUCACACCUACAUGAUUGAACCUGGAGGACAGGGCAGCAGCAAUGGAGAUGUCCGCAUUCACAUGAUAUAUAAAUCUGCAGGCCAUGAGGGAUUCAAUAAUCUCCUCAAUGGUGAUUUUCCAGAGCCGCCUUUUCCCAGCCCUCCAUUUCCCGGUUCAAAAGUUGUUCACAGGAGAAAAAAGAGACAGGCUCCAUACGUGUCACACAGUGUAGAGGAUGAGAUUAAAUACGUUGAGUUGAUGGUGAUCAAUGACCAUUUAAUGUACAAGAAGCAUCGGCUUUCCGUUGGGCACACAAAUAACUAUGCUAAGUCAGUGGUCAAUAUGGCUGACAUGAUCUUCAAGGAACAGCUCAAUACCCGGAUUGUGCUGGUUGCCAUGGAAACGUGGUCAGCUGACAACAAGUUCAACAUCGACGACGACCCCAUGGUGACGCUGAGGGAGUUCAUGAAGUAUCGAAAAGACUUCAUCAAGGAGAAAUGCGACUCUGUUCACCUCUUCUCAGGGAAUCGUUUCCAUAGCAGCUGGGGGGGAGCUUCCUAUAUGGGAGGGGUUUGCUCCCUGACUAAAGGAGGGGGAGUCAAUGAGUAUGGGAAAACAGAUGAGAUGUCGAUAACCCUCGCUCAGUCUCUCGGACAGAACAUUGGCAUCUUCUCCGAAAAGAGGAUCCUCAAUGGAGAGUGCAAGUGUGAUGAUCGUUGGUCGGGCUGUAUCAUGGAUGAUGUUGGUUUCUACCUGCCCAAGAGGUUCUCCGAAUGCAACGUAGAGGAGUACUAUAACUUUCUAAACAGCGGUGGAGGAGCCUGUCUGUUCAACAAACCUCUGAAGCUGCUGGACCCUCCGGAGUGUGGAAAUGGCUUCGUGGAGCCUGGAGAGGAGUGUGACUGUGGCAGCCCGGCGGAGUGUGCUGUAGAGGGGGAGGCCUGCUGUGACAAGUGCACCCUGACGCAAGGCUCCAAGUGUAGCAACGGACUCUGCUGCAGCAGCUGCCAGAUGGAGUUCAUGGGCGUUGUGUGCAGAGAUGCAGUGAACGACUGCGACAUCCCAGAAAACUGCACAGGCAACUCCAGCCAGUGUCCACCAAAUGUGCACAAAAUGGAUGGCUACACGUGUGAGAAGGACCAGGGUCGCUGCUUCAAUGGAAGAUGCAAAACCAAAGACAGACAGUGCAAGUACAUUUGGGGAGAGAAGUCAACAGCGGCCGACAAAUUCUGUUACGAGAAGUUAAACAUCGAAGGGACCGAGAAAGGCAACUGUGGGAAGGACAAGGAAACCUGGAUCCAGUGUAACAAACAGGAUGUUCAUUGUGGGUACCUGUUGUGCUCCAACAUCUCACCCGCCCCGCGACUUGGAGAGCUGCAGGGAGGGCUGACCUCGUUCUCAGUAGCCCGGCACAGUGCUUCUCUUGACUGCAGCGGGGCUCACGUGGUGAUCGACGGAGACACUGACCUGGGAUACGUCGAGGAUGGGACGGCCUGCGGGACAGACCGCAUCUGCUUCAAUCACAAAUGUCUCCCCAUCCAACAGUUCAACUUCAGCACCUGCCCCGGGACCACCGACAAGAUCGUCUGCUCCGGACACGGGGUGUGCAGUAGUGAGCUGAAGUGUGUGUGCUACCUGGGCUGGACAGGAGAGGACUGUAACUCCACGUCUCCUCUCAGUUAUCUUGUGGUCGGACCCACUGCUGCAGUUUCAGGUAUCACCAGUACCAACAUCAUCAUCGGGGCCAUCUCAGGCUCCAUCCUGGUCCUCGCCCUCAUACUGGCUGCUACAGCCUGGUGUUACAAGAGCUACCAACAGAGACGCUAUGUUGAAUCUGAAGUUCACCGAAGAUUCUGCCGGCAAAUGCCCCCAGGUGACUAUGUGACAAAGCCUGGGGAUGCGGACUCCUUUUACAGCGACAUGCCUCCGGGUGUCAGCACAAACUCCGGCUGCAGCUCCAAGAAGAGAUCUAAUGGCCUAUCCCACUCGUGGAGCGAGAGAAUCCCAGAUGCCAAACACAUCUCUGACAUCUGUGAAAAUGGCCGACCAAGGAGCAACUCAUGGCAAGGAAAUCUGAGCGGUAAUCGUAAGAAACUGAAAGGAAAGAAGUUCCGUGCUCGCUCCAACUCCACAGAGACGCUAUCCCCUGCCAAGUCUCCCACUUCCUCUACAGGAUCUAUUGCAUCCAGCAGGAGAUACCCGUACCCCAUGCCCCCUCUCCCCGAUGACCAGAGGAAAGCCAACAGGCAGAGUGCCAGGCUGUGGGAGACUUCAAUAUAACAGCCUUCUUACCCGCUCUGCAAAAGACCUCAAGGAACUACACUUGUGUCUCUUUUUCUAUGAAUGAAAAACACAAAAUGAAACAAAAUUGACUCUAAGCGAUUUAAGAGGAAUAGAGAGAAAGCCCCCCACUGGAGUGGAAAUAGGCAAAGGUGUGUGUGAGUGAGUGUGUACAAGCAUCUCCGAGGCUGUCUUGCCAAACGGCGUCAUUCAGUGGAUCUCUACAAGACGAUGCGGAUUGCCAUCGGAGAAACCAGCUCCACAUCCACUCCAGACCAGCUGGAGCUCAGACUGAGCUGUUCCUGUCUGCUCAGGCCUCAUUUAUGGGACUGGAAACCCCCUCCACUCCAAUCCUCCCACCCUUACCUGUCCUUAAACCUCAACCUCUUUACAUCCUCUCUCGUCAUACUCACCGUUCCCCCCCCCCCCCUCCCUCCCCCUCCCUCCCCCUCUUCCCCUGUUUUGAGCUCCUCUCUAAAAAGGAGCAGUGGAGCCAGGAGCAGGUCAUCGUAUCACACUGCAUCUCUGGAUUUGUUGGAUCAUUUUGACGCACGUGAAUCACUGUAGAAACUCCAACACUGUAUGCAUGAGACAACCCUGUUUAUCGGCAACCUCCUCCUACUGAAAAGACGAGAAGAACAGAAGUCAGAUCUGAGAGGAAAAGCAUGCGAGGGGGCAGUGAUUUUAAUUCCUUCUGUAGGCUUAGAUGCUUUCUCUCCAAUAUAGGUAACCCAUAUUGUAUCACCAGUUAUAGCCCAUAACCCAUGACAUGAACUCAACCACCUGACCCCGCCCUGCUCCUCCUCCCCUCCGUUUGUUUGUGCGUGUGUAAAUAUGUACAGUAAAAAUACACACAGAGUAAGUUUUUGCUUUUAUUUUGAAAGAGGAAAAGACUGAGACGUCUCUUCGUGCUGUAUUGUGUUGUAGACAGAAGCGGAUUCUCUGUAGAAAAGCAUAAGAGACCCCCGCACUCGUUCUUCUGUCUGUGUUUCUAUUUUUCGUCCUCAUUUUUUUCCUCCCUCUGGCUUUUUUCUGUGUGACUGUGGCCUCUAUAGCUUUCUCCAUCCACAGCAGAAUGUAAAGGUGUUUUUAUAUUAUCUUAGCACUGGUUUUCAUCCAUCUCUGGGAGAAAUACACAGACAUCCAGGAAUGACUGAGGAAGUAUUGAUGAAGAUGUGGCACAUUAAGAAGGCUGCUGGAAGCGGCUGUUAAGUAUUAUUUAGGAACAUUUUAAUAGUUUUAUGUGCCAUUCCUGAGUGAAAAGAAUGGGAUGUGUUUGGUGUAGUUAUAGACGUGCCGCUUUUCACUCAUGGUGGUUUUUGGAAAUGUCCCAAUGAUAAUGUUAAGAUGUGUUUAGUUCCCCCUGAUUCUACAUUUGUAUGUUUGAGACCAGUGUGCUCGCCCUUUUCACAAUGGGCAGCACAUUCAAAACUGAAUGUGAGAAUAAGAAUAACGUGAGUGCGGUUGAUGACCUGACUUAAGAACCGAGGAAGCUGGAAACUGAUUGAAAUGUGCAUUUUGGAUUUAGCUGUGAUGAUUGAGAUAUUUAGCCUUGUAAAUGAUUAACUAUGCUGUACAGUGCUUGCUGUUUGAGCUUGUGAAGACCAACAGCAUGACAGUUCUAUAAUAAAAUUAAGUUAUUUCUCCGGUAGGCUAUUUGUGAGACCAUAACGGGAAACGAGCAUGUCACUGAAAGCUUUUUCCCCUCAUUGCCCAUUUGCUGUUGUCCAAAUGGGGUUUAUGUACCGUCAGCAAAGUCGGGACAAUUCAUGGCAGGAAGUCGAAGGCGUUUAAAAAUGAUUGAGUACGGUGUGCUGAUGUCAUACCAGUGCAGUUAUUUAAGGUGGAUUUCGGAAACUAAUCCCAUAUCACUCCCCAAAAGCAAGUUAUUUGUACAGUUACAACUCAUUGUUCUACUCUGUGUAGAAAUAGUUGUCUUAAGGCCUCCUGUUUGUCAUGUUACUGUUGUUUAGGUUUUGUUAUGCUGUGGGCACUUGUUCAUUUGUAAUUCAUGUAUGCAUUAGGACUGUAUAGGUAAUCCGAUCUUCACAAUAUUGGACUAAUAUUGCUACUAGUAUCUUUUUUAUUAAGUACCUUUGUAAUGUUCACUUAUUUCUCAGCGUUAUGUACAGCAACGAUUCAAACAGUAAUUGAGUGCAUUAUUUUAAUUACGUCAGUGUGUUGAUGAGUUUGAAUGGAAACAGUUUUUUUUAACACAUUUGUCCCCGGGCCAAUAGAAGCGGCCGUUCCUCUGGCAUGUGCUAAUCUGUGUCGUAUAAGGUUUGGACACAUAAUGUUGCAAAUGAGAUCUGUAUGGGCUCAUGAUUUGCCUUCGACCAGAGCUUUCUUCUCUUUGCUCUGGUCUUCUUAAAGUAUUUCUCUGCGGAGAACAUUAUCUCAGAGCUCUUGAGUAAUAUGUUUAACAUCGUAAUACUGUGCUACAGCGAGACAUUUGUCCUGGUGGUAUGGACAUUGCACUGUACUACAUUCUGAGGACUCUCCGCUCAGGAUGGGACCACGCAGGCUGCAGUGAUUUCUCUAAUUCCUCCAAACAUGUAUCUGUAUCUGCCUGCGCACAUGGCUGGACUGACAGAUCCUAACAGGACGAUUCUGGCAAAACGUCCCCACAGAUGGAGCCGUCUGUCUCUGUCUGGCGAGACUUGAAUGUAUUCAUGUACCACCCAGUCUCAACCAUGUGGUCCCAUCCUGCCAGACACAUCGGCUCUCUGCUCUGCUGCAGGAACCUCGAAAACCCCCACAUGUACGAGUUCAAAUCUAAAUACUGUACUUGCUGUCUCUUUUUUUGUUUUUGCCUGUAUGCUGUACAGACUGAUGAUGCAAAAAUCAAUCCUCAUAUUAUAAUUUUUUCCUCUUAAUCAUUCAGUAUUGUAAUAUAUUUAAUAUAAAAUAAAACUUUCAUCAACA